Scophthalmus maximus (turbot) is the source of this 2081-nucleotide messenger RNA. RefSeq names its product alpha-(1,3)-fucosyltransferase 4-like. Gene Ontology annotation, cellular component: membrane. The record is from RefSeq and is a predicted model, not a curated record. The coding region runs from base 491 to 1591 and encodes 366 amino acids. The transcript has a single exon. Gene Ontology annotation, molecular function: alpha-(1->3)-fucosyltransferase activity. NCBI's taxonomy places the organism in Eukaryota, Metazoa, Chordata, Actinopteri, Pleuronectiformes, Scophthalmidae.
AGGCCCCAUUCUCCGGUAACAGGAACUCAGCCCAACGCUGCCACGUCUAAAUGCUUGAGCAUACAGCACCGGGGACUGUGUUUCACCCGGUUUGGACCAGGUAGGACCAGGAAAAGACAAACAUGACAUCGGCCACCGCCGCCGUGCAGGGACAGACAGGAGACAGGAGACAGGGGCGAUGCUGUGAGAGAGGGUGUUGGGGCAACGGGCUUGUUGCAGGGUUCUCUGAAGGUUAACCUGACCUGCAGGUUAACUGCCCAGGUUGAUGAAUACAGAAAGUAGGGCAUGUGGGUGUGCCUGCGGGCUGCAAUAAACUCUGGGACUGAUCUUGUCCUGUACUUCCGUGUCGCACUUAUGGGUGGGAAAAGGAAAACAGCUUGACAGAUCAACGUUUUUUCAACUUCUGGGAAAACUACCGGGUGAAGUGCGUCGAUGGGAGACGUGGCGACACGUGACACGCGCGCCGCUUCGGCGUGUCCCGGCGGGAGACAUGUUGUGUAGCAUUCACAAAGGAACCUGCUCUGCGUGCGUGGCCGCCGCCGGGUUCCUGUCCCUCGUGGGAGUCUGCCUCCUCUACCUGCCGGACCCGUUCGCCCUAGAGCCGCGUGUGUCCGUGUCCGCGCAGGAGCGCCCGGUGACGCUCCUGAUCUGGACCCAUCCGUUCGGCCGACACCAGACACUUCCAGACUGCUCUGCCCUCCGGCAGGUCGGCGGGUGCACGCUCACCGCCGACAGGAGCGCGUACCCGCGGGCGGACGCGGUGGUCGUCCACCACCGGGAGGUGGCCACCGGCGCCGCUGAGCUGCCGCCGGAACCGCGACCGUGCGCGCAAAAGUGGAUAUGGCUCAACUACGAGUCCCCCGCCCACACACCCGGACUGUGGCGCUUCGAGGGGGUCUUCAAUCUCACAAUGAGCUACCGGACAGAUUCGGAUAUUUUCCUGCCGUACGGGUAUCUGAUCCCCCGGGUGCGCGGAGCCAAGCAUGUGCCGAACCGCUCCACGCACCCGCUCCACAGCCCCCCGCGGUCACACCUCCUGCGGCCCCGCCUCCUGGCCUGGGUCAUCAGCAACUGGUCGGAGUCCCACGCACGCGUGGCCCUGUACCGCCAGCUCCGCCGGUACAUCCAGGUGGACGUGUACGGGAGCGCGGGCCGGCCGGUGCCGGAGGACCGCGGGGGCGGUGGCGGGAGCGGGAGCGUCGUGCGGCUGCUCGGGCGCUACCAGUUCUACCUCGCGCUGGAGAACUCGCAGCACACCGACUACAUCACGGAGAAGCUGUGGAACGCGGUGCUGGCCGGUGCCGUGCCCGUGGUCCUGGGUCCGUCCAGGGAGAACUAUGAGCGCUUCCUGCCCCCCGAGGCCUUCAUCCACGUGGACGACUUCCCCACAGUCCGGGGUCUGGCCCUGUACCUGCUGAUGCUGAGGCGGAACCCGAGCCGUCUCAGGCGGCACCUGGACUGGAGGGGGGGCUACAGCCUGCACCGGCCCGCCUUGUGGGCUGAACACUACUGCGCUGCCUGCAGGGCCACGAGGAGGACCAGAGGCAGGACGGACGUGGUCAAAGACCUGACCACCUGGUUUCGCUCGUGAAAAGAUCGUCAGCACUGGACUGAACUGAACUGGACUGGACUGAACUGAACUGAACUGGACUGGACUGAACUGAACUGAACUGAACUGGACUGGACUGGACUGGACUGGACUGAACUGGACUGGACUGGACUGAACUGAACUGAACUGAACUGAACUGAACUGAACUGGACUGAUCUGAACUGAACUGGACUGGACUGGACUGGACUGAACUGCAGGCACAGAGCUGAGAGAUCCAGAUCACUGACCCCUGCAGCAGAGGCAUGGAGGAAAAAGACAAACGGCUGCUUUCAAAGUUUAUGAAUGAAAUCUACUGAUGAGGGAGAACGUCGAUUCAAUUUAAAUGAUGACCUUAUUUAAAUUAUUUUAUCAAGUUAAUCCAGAAUGGUUUGUCACGUUUUAUGUUGAUGUCUUUUUCUUUUCUUUUUUUUACUUUUCCCACAGAUUAAAGUUGUUUCUGCAAAUAAGUAAGAAUAAAUCUAACAACACCGUC